Messenger RNA from Rotaria sp. Silwood1, 1232 nucleotides. Lineage: Eukaryota; Metazoa; Rotifera; Eurotatoria; Philodinida; Philodinidae. The record is from the annotation of a GenBank genome assembly.
GACAUCUCUCUUUGGUUUCUUUAUAUAUCUCCGUUAAAUAGUAGUUAUUACAUGUGAAAAAAAUGUUACAGUUCGAUUUUUCUUAUCAUAUUGAAUUAAUUAAGGUAAAGCAAUAGUCUUUCUUUUAUUCCUACAAAAUGUCCAUAAUUAAAUACACAUGAAUAAUAUACUUCUUUAUUAUUACUAUGAGAAGAAAUAGAUUUGAAGUCAAAAAUUUUCGAUUUUGCCAUAUUGAUCGUAUCUAAAACCAAUGUAGGACAAUGCCUCACACACCCUUCUACAUCCACUAAAAAGUGAAAUGACUAUGAGAUCUCAAAAAUCGUUGUUUUCAAAAUCAACAGAAGUUUUUGUUUUGCAUAUUACCAGAAGACACUCUUAAGUACAUGUAUGCAUAAAAGACAAAAUAAUUGAUUUUUAAACUCAGAACGUAGGGGAGAGGAACGUAACCUUAAUAUAUAUUCCAUAUAUUUUAUAGGUUAAUUACACGUAGUGAAUACCAAGAUCUAUCAGACUAUCGACGAGAAUCUAAAUAUAAUUCGAAAUUAUUUUUACCAACAAUUUCAGAGGAAUUUCGAAAGCGUGUUGAUAAAUACAAUUCAAUAGUUAAAGAUGUAUAUGGAUGUUAUAUAGAAAAUGUAACAAAAUAUUUACGUUCAUUAAAUAAUGAACAAGAAGAAAUUUUGCCUUUUUCGAAUAUAUCAUUUUCUCAAAAACCUGAUUAUGAUAAUGGAACAUUUGAAUAUAAUCUUCAUUAUCAUGAAUCACAACAAAUAAAGAAUCCAUCAAUAUCACCAUUUGCUGGCCUAUCAGGUCUUACACAUGAACAACUUAUGUCAAAUUAUAAUUCAAUUAUUAGUUCAUGGGAUCUUGUUUAUGAUCUUGAUUUAUCACCAAAAGUUGUUCCAUUUGUUGAUAUUGAUUGUCGUGAUCAUACGAAUACAUCAUAUCAUUUGAACAGUUAUGCAUUAGAGUUUUUUAAACAAGGUUCCGAAGCAUCAUUAAUUAAUGAAAAUGGUUUAAGUCCCGGUGAUACAUAUAGUCUUUUACUGGAUCUUCAUCUUGUACUUUCGUCUGUUAAAACAUCAUUAGAAGUAAUUAUAAAUAAUGAACAAAAACAGACUACAAACAAUGAUUUAGCAAUAUUUGAGCAAUUGUAUAAAACAUUAUCAAAUGUACAAAAUAUUUUUUCAAGAAACUUUCAAAGACAAUAUCCAAGUCGAAAUCAAAUGUAA